This is a messenger RNA of Vicia villosa (hairy vetch), 2843 nucleotides long. Its product is annotated as putative RNA polymerase II subunit B1 CTD phosphatase RPAP2 homolog. The transcript is spliced from 7 exons. The record is from RefSeq and is a predicted model, not a curated record. Bases 420 to 2606 code for a protein of 728 amino acids. Gene Ontology annotation, molecular function: RNA polymerase II CTD heptapeptide repeat phosphatase activity; RNA polymerase core enzyme binding. Lineage: Eukaryota; Viridiplantae; Streptophyta; Magnoliopsida; Fabales; Fabaceae. Gene Ontology annotation, cellular component: nucleus; cytoplasm.
CAUUUUUCAGUGUUUGGACUUAUUCAUUUCAUGAAGCCCUAAUCCGAUUAACAUUGGGUUCUUUUCCCUCUUCCUCUCCCUGCAAGUAAAAAUCCCUUUAUUUCUAAAGCUACAACAAACAAUUACUCUAUUUCAAUCCAAAUAACAAAGCAACUAUCAUUCUUGGAAAACCUAAUUUUUCCAACAAAUCGCUCGCUAAUCCUUGCUGUUCUUCUCUCCCUCGAUUUCUCUACUUUUCUCUAAUAUCCUGUUUGGCUUAUGUAGAACUUAUUUGGACUUAUCUACUAAUAUAAGUGCUUAUCGACCAAUUUCACAAGCGCUUAUUACCUCUCAUAAACUCCUCUACCAAACCCUCACUCGUUCCAUCCUCAUUCCCUUUGUCCUCUUUGCUCUGCAACACAGAUACUUGCUUGCGUCUGAUGGAAAGGAAUCAGCCGGUUUUUGUCAAAGAUGCUGUUCUGAAAUUGCAGUUGUCCCUCCUUGACGGCAUUCAAAGUGAAGACCAGCUGUUUGCAGCCGGAUCUUUGAUAUCAAGAAGUGACUAUGAAGAUGUUGUAACUGAAAGGUCCAUUACUAAUGUGUGCGGUUAUCCUUUGUGCCACAAUGCUUUGCCAACUGAACGCCCUCGCAAGGGUAGAUAUCGAAUUUCAUUGAAGGAGCACAAGGUGUAUGACCUGCACGAAACUUACAUGUUUUGUUCUUCUAGUUGUAUGGUUAACAGCAAAGCUUUUGCUGGGGGCUUGCAAGAUAAGAGGUGCUCAGUUUUAGACCCGGAGAAACUGAACAAUGUUCUUAGGUUGUUUGGGAAUUUAGAUAUGGAACCAAUGGAAAAUUUUGGAAAGGAUGGACAAUUAGGUUUUUCUAGAUUGGAAAUCCAGGAUAAAACAGAAACUGGCUCUGGGGAGGUAUCUUUGGAGCAGUGGAUUGGACCAUCUAGUGCCAUUGAGGGUUAUGUACCAAAAAAAAGAGACAACAGUUCUAAGGGUUCUCAAAAAAAUAGUAAAAAAGGGUCCAAAACUAAUCGUGGGAAGUCGAGUGGUGACAAAAGUUCAUUUAUCAGUGAGUUUGACUUCUCGAGUACAAUAAUCAUGCAAGAUGAGUAUACUGUUUCAAAAUUAUCAUCAGAGCAAACAGACACAACUUGUGAUGAACACAUAAAUUCAACAGCCAUAUUGGAGCAGCAAAAAAGGGUUGGUAGUAAAGUAGUCAGGAAAGGUGAUGAUAUACAAGACCUGUCUUCAUCCUUUAAGAGUAGUCUUAUUUUAAGUCCCUCAAAAAACAAAAAGAAAUUAGCCAAAUCAUCUGAAGAUGUUCUCAAACCCUCUCUCGAUCCUUCUGUUGAAAAGAAAAUUGUCCAUUCCAUCUCCAUAUCAGAAAGCCAAUGUGAUGUAGAACAGAAUGAUUCUGAAAGGAAAUCAAUAAAACUCAAAGGAGAAACAAGUAUAGUUGCUGCUAACGGCGAUGCUUCCACUUCCAAUUCAGUUCCUGCCAAUGCUGAAGGGAAAAUCCGAAGUGAAAAAACAAUUGGAUCUUCCCCGACUAAACCCAAAUCUUCUCUUAAAUCUGAUGGUAAAAAAAAGCUCAGUCGCUCUGUUACAUGGGCUGAUGAGAAAACCAACAGUUCCGGGAGUAAAGAUCUCUGUGUAGUUAAAGAAUUUGGAAACAUUAAAAAGAAUUCUGACGUGCCAGAUAAUAUAGAUGCUGCUGCGGAUGGAGAUAUGUUACGUUCCGCAUUAGCAGAAGCUUGUGCAAUCGCAUUGACCCAAGCAUCAGAAGCAGUUGCAUCAGGAGACGCAGACGCCAAUGAUGCUGUUUCUGAAGCUGGAAUCAUUAUAUUGCCACAUCCUCCCAAUGCUGUUGAAGAAGGUACCAUGGACGAUGAUGAUAUUCUAGUUGAGGAAGGUACUAUGGAAGAUUAUGACAUUCUAGUUGAGGAAGGUACUAUGGACGAUGAUGAGAUUCUAGAAGAAAAUUCAGUUACUCUGAAGUGGCCAAGGAAACCUGGAAUUUCCGAAUUUGAUUUGUUUGAUUCUGAAGACUCAUGGUUUGAUGCUCCACCAGAAGGUUUUAGUUUGACUUUGUCACCUUUUGCUACUAUGUGGAAUAUCUUCUUUUCGUGGAUAACAUCAUCUUCUUUGGCAUAUAUAUAUGGGAGGGAUGUAAGUUUUCACGAAGAGUAUCUAUCAGUUAAUGGGAGAGAAUAUCCUAGCAAAAUUGUCUUGACAGAUGGUCGAUCAUCUGAAAUAAAGGAAACAUUAGCCCGUUGUCUUGCGCGAGCUUUACCUGUAGUUGCUGCUGAGCUCAGGCUGCCAAUACCAAUAUCUACAUUAGAACAAGCGGUGGUAUUAUUGCUGGAUACAAUGUCGUUUGUGGACGCACUACCAGCAUUCAGAAUGAAGCAAUGGCAAGUGGUUGUUCUCUUGCUCAUUGAUGCACUGUCCAUUUGUAGAAUACCUACUCUUAUUGCAUACAUGACGGAUAGGAGGGACUUGUUUCCCAAGGUUCUGAAUGGUUCACAAAUAGGUAAGGAAGAGUAUGACGUUUUGAAGGAUCUCAUCGUACCACUUGGUCGAGCACCUCAUUUCUCUUCUCAAAGUGGAGCGUGACAGCAUAGAACUUCCAUCAUAAUUUGCCAAAAGCUUGAACUUAAUCACAUAUAUCUUUUGAUCAUGAUCACAGUGUUUACCUUUUUCUCUUUAAGAAAUUAUACCUUCCAAGCAUUACAGUGUUGCGUUCAUAGACUAAAAGAUUGUUAAAAUAGAGUUGUAACUAAAAAAUCAUAUGACAUUUGAAAAUGUUGAUAUCCAAUUUCAAAUGGACAAUAUUCCGAAUGGUUUCUAUAA